Molecule: messenger RNA, 1689 nt
Organism: Chara braunii
Lineage: Eukaryota; Viridiplantae; Streptophyta; Charophyceae; Charales; Characeae
Source: the annotation of a GenBank genome assembly
GAGAUUCAAGCAGAUCGGGCCUAGAUCUUGGAUGGAAUGAGGCUGAAGGGAUGGGUGCUGUCCGCGAAAGAUCUGGAGGGGAGCAGACUCCUUCGGAGAAGAAGAGCGAGCGACAAAGGAUGGUGCGAUAGGAGGUGGCGGAAGGAACCCUCCGCAUGAAAAGGAUGAGAGGAAAACUGGAGGCGUUGAUGGGCGGGGAUGGAGGUGGCGACGGAGAACGUGCCUCGGGAAAGAAGCCGGAGAAGGAAGAGGGUGGGACGACAAGUAAGAAAGCGAGGAGGCCCGGCGGUUUGACCAUUCGCAUAGGACAAGCCACGGGUGGAGGAGAUUUGGUUGAUCCAGGCACUGCGGCCGCGAGAGAACCUUCGGGGAAAUCGAAACGGAAAGUGGCAUUUGAAGAAGGCGAUGGCCAAAAGAAACCUCGAAGGCGGAAGACUGCUGAGGCCACGAGCGGUGGCGAAGGGCAUGUAGGUCAGGAGUGCGACGAAGCGGCAACGUUCUGGCUCGAAUACGAGCGGAACGAUGUCGGUGAAAUCGUGGAGAAGGAGCUCCCCGUUCAACAGCUUAUCGACCCCCGGAAGGUCUGCGACAUCCCGCCUUGGGAAAGAUAUUACAAGCACCGCAGUCUAAGUCGCGAAACAAUGGACGACAUCAAGGAUGCGAUGCUGAGUCAAUUCCACGAAAAGAAGAUCUGGACGAAAAACCCUCUCGUUUUGGCACCCAUCUACAAGCCGGUGACGCGUAGGCCGGAGCAAGCUGACAGGGUUCACAAAGAUGUCUUUAAGCAAGAGGACAAGGACAAGUACUACUAUUACCCUGUUAACGGACAACACACCGUGGCUGCUAUGAAGGAGUUGGAGGGUGAGCAGAUAUUCGGUUUGUGGAAGAUGCACUCGUGGCCAGCGAGAGUAGUGUGGUUCUCCGACCAAGAUUUCGCGGGGUAUAGGCAGUGGAUGCCGGUCGCGACAGCCGGUGAUGAUGUUUUUCGCAAAGCCAUGGAGUUCUACGCGAAAUGGGCGGAGGGGAAGUUGUUGGGCGGCGACGGCAAGACGCCAUUGUCGAGGCCGGGCAAAUACAUGCCAGACAAAUCUCCGGGUCUACAAGCAAUUCCGGAAAUGGGCUUGAAAGGGGCGGCUUGUGAAACGAAGAUGGGGUGGCUGGUCCGGGUCCCCCCGCCUCCGACCAAAAAGAAAAUGCAAGCGGGCGAUAAAUUUUUCGUGGUCGUGAAGGAGCCAGACAUGUUCUGUUGGCAGUCUCUUGCCGACAUGACCGAUGUCGAGAAACCGUCGAUUCUCGACGACAUUCUCGCACUACGGGGAGUGUUCGUGCAAUCCGCGGGCGGCCAUCUGAAGCGUCAGCAUAAACCUAGAAUUAAAGACAUGGCCGCGACGAGGAAAGUGGACCGUGUGAUGCUCCGUAUGUUCCACUACAUCUUGUUCCUUGAAACGGAGGAGGACGAACGUGUUUGGCGCCACUGGAGCCCAUUUUUUUCGGACCGAGGGGAAGCUUCUAGAGGAGUUCGGGCCACAGGGCCUCACGAAACAGGUGUGGGUCGAAAUGCGAAAGCAUUUCGAGGGCGCGGUGGAGUACGUGAACACUUGCAAACGUAGUCUUCCGCACGAGAAGGAGUCCAUCGACAACGCGAAGAGAUUGUAUGAUGAUGACAGGUUCCCUAAAUCUUUCGAAAAG